UCAAGCACACAGGUUUAUGCUAUUUUACCUCCAAAAUAAUAAAACAACAACAACACCUACAACGGGCAAACGGUGGAAUUGUCAACAAAUGAGCUCCUAUUUUGUGAACUCAUUCUGCGGUCGCUAUCCCAAUGGCGCGGACUUCCAGUUACAUAAUUAUGGAGACCAUAGUACGGCAAACGAGCAAUACAGAGACUCAACAGCCAUGCAUUCCAGCAGGUACGGCUAUGGCUACAACGGGAUGGACUUAACAGUCGGGCGGGCUGGUACCGGACACUUUGUGGGCAGCGAGCGGACACCGGGCUACUCCCCGAGUCACUCAGCGGCGACGACACCCUCGGUGGAGCCGGUCAGGUACACUCAGUCCGCCAGCAGCACCGGGACCUCGUCUCUAUCGCCACCACCUGACCCUCUACCGUGCUCCUCGGUCGCCAGCUCGUCCCCGGUCACCGAGAAUCAUUCUCAACAAAGAGCCGUGAAAAACUCCAUAACGACCCCGUGCUCGAGCUCGAACGGAGGCACGCUGCUGCUCGGCCGGGACUGUGUGUCCAAAGCUUCCCCCCUGGAGGACGAGAAGCCUGCGGGAAGUGCACCGACAACUCCUCAAAAUGUCACCGACUCAACACAGCCUCAGAUAUACCCGUGGAUGAGAAAACUUCACAUAAGUCAUGAUUUGUCAGGACCAGAGGGGAAGAGAGCCAGGACUGCUUACACUCGGUACCAGACCCUGGAGCUGGAGAAGGAGUUCCACUUCAACCGCUACCUGACCCGCAGGCGGAGGAUCGAGAUAGCCCAUGCCCUCUGCCUCUCAGAGAGACAGAUCAAAAUCUGGUUUCAGAACCGCAGGAUGAAGUGGAAGAAGGACAACAAGCUGAAGAGCAUGAGCAUGGCGGCUGCAGGCGGGGGAGGCUACAGGCCUUGAUAUUCACUCCUCUACCCUCCCUGAUAACGAGCACUAUGAAAAUAAAAACAAAGAUUGUCAUAUCAACUUCUCCUCGUUCUCCUCCUUCAAAAAGCGCAGAGACUUGUUCACGGGGCUGUGUGCGGGACAGGGGGACACCCCAUGCAGCCCACUGUAUGUCCAACAACAGUCCCAUUAUAUUCCUUAAUAUUAUUUCCUUUUUAUUUCCACCGUGGUAAUGCUUAUGUGAGUAAAAAAAAAAAUGCAUUAUGUACAGUUCAUUCUAGAUUUAGAGGAAAAAGAUACAAAAUAAAUGUUUGUUUAAAUUAUUUCUUGUUCAGACGAAAAAAAAACCCCAAACAAACAACAACAAAAAAAAAAAGCUUGAAAUGCUUCCUACCUACCGCAAAUAAAUCCAGUCAAAGUUGUGUGAUGCACUCGGAACAAUAACAGCCUAACAAAUAGAGGGUUGAGGUUGAGCUGCCUUUGUGUUUAGCCUUCGUUUUUUUCUAUGUAUGUACUGUAUAUGUAUGUAUUUAUUUGUUUGAUGUAUUGUACCAACUUGUCAGAUAACUUGCUUCCAAAAGUAGAGUCAGCAGAGUAUGUUUAAGCCUUGUGUGGUUAUUGUGUGCGUUGUGAACACAUGUAUGGACAGAGGAGCCGACUCAGUCUUGUAUGUACAGUAGC
Messenger RNA from Seriola dumerili (greater amberjack), 1588 nucleotides. It is a transcript of the gene hoxa5a, whose product is annotated as homeobox A5. The record is from RefSeq and is a predicted model, not a curated record. NCBI's taxonomy places the organism in Eukaryota, Metazoa, Chordata, Actinopteri, Carangiformes, Carangidae. Bases 17 to 922 code for a protein of 301 amino acids. Gene Ontology annotation, cellular component: nucleus. Gene Ontology annotation, biological process: regulation of transcription by RNA polymerase II; anterior/posterior pattern specification. Gene Ontology annotation, molecular function: RNA polymerase II cis-regulatory region sequence-specific DNA binding; DNA-binding transcription factor activity, RNA polymerase II-specific. The transcript is spliced from 2 exons.